Molecule: messenger RNA, 1116 nt
Organism: Phytophthora megakarya
Lineage: Eukaryota; Oomycota; Peronosporomycetes; Peronosporales; Peronosporaceae
Source: the annotation of a GenBank genome assembly
AUGGAUCUGUUGGAGGGUAUGGAUCCACAGCGUCUGGUGAUCUGCGGAGACUCAAACCUGGUGAUCCGACAAGUACGAGGUGAAAUUGAUUGUAAGGCGCCAGGUCUGACACUGUUACGUCAGCGAGCCUUGGAUCGACUACGUACGUGGCCAGAUCAUGAACUAUUGCACGUCAAACGGGGCUGGAAUGGGAGUGCUGACCGCCUAGCAAAGAUCCAGGAUCUCAUAACUUUAAAUAGGUUGGAUGAGAUCCUGUUCGAAGAAGAAAUCAUACGGAUCGGGGUGCGUGUGGGAUCUGAUUCCCUGCGAGAGGAAGUCGUGAGAGAACUACGGAUCGAGCGGAUCCGACAAGCGCAGGACGAGGAGUCGUGGAUCAUGGGCUUGAAAAAGUAUCUGAUCGGAGAGAUCCGAGAUCUGACACAAGAAGAGGUUAAGAUGCUCGGAUCCAUCGCCACGAAUUACGAAGUGGACCAGCUGGAUCUACUCUUCUAUUGUCCGACAUCUAAAGAAGCUGCCGCAGAUCGAGAUAAGCUGAUGCGACUAGUGAUACCUGAGGCCCUUCAACAGGACAUUCUGCACCACUGUCAUACGAGUCUACAGGGCGGCCACCAAGGGGUCGACCACACCUAUGAUCGGAUCCGGGAUCACUUCCACUUGAGAGGUCUGUAUAAGAGUGUACAACGAUACGUGGGGGAAUGUGUCGACUGUGAGACAGGCAAGGGCAGACCUCGGAUCCGGGGCGAAUCGCCUGGCAACCUUCAGGCAACGUACCCAUUUCAGAUCAUUGACAUGGAUCAUAUACCCUCACUGCCUAGAUCCUUCAACGGCAACACUGAAUUGCUGAUCUUUGUUGACCUAUUCUCAGGAUAUGUGAUCGCCAAAGCCAAAACAAUCGCCGAGACUUACGAAGAAUGUGUCUUUCGGCGAUUUGGCGCGAGCGAGGUGAUCCGACACGAUCGGGAGCCGGGGUUUAUGUCUGACUUCUUUAAGUCGUUCAACAAGAUCUUGGGACAACGGCAACGAGCUACUAUGGCAUAUAGACCCCAAGCCAAUGGAUCUGCGGAACGUAUGGUCCAGACGACUACAGGGCUCUCAAAAUGUAUGUGGAAGACCUAG